This is a messenger RNA of Zophobas morio, 1222 nucleotides long. Its product is annotated as ras-like GTP-binding protein rhoA. The record is from RefSeq and is a predicted model, not a curated record. The transcript has a single exon. Gene Ontology annotation, biological process: small GTPase-mediated signal transduction. NCBI's taxonomy places the organism in Eukaryota, Metazoa, Arthropoda, Insecta, Coleoptera, Tenebrionidae. Bases 39 to 617 code for a protein of 192 amino acids. Gene Ontology annotation, molecular function: GTPase activity; GTP binding; protein kinase binding. Gene Ontology annotation, cellular component: cytosol.
AAUGUAGUGAAUUAGUUUAUCAGUGUUAAUACUUGAAAAUGUCCAUCCGGAAGAAACUAAUAAUUGUGGGUGAUGGCGCCUGUGGAAAAACCUGUCUUUUGAUAGCAUUUGCCGCAGACAAAUUCGAUGAACAGUAUGUACCCACUGUGUUCGAAAAUUAUGUAGCAGAUAUUGAAGUUGGCGGUAAAAAUAUAGAAUUGGUUCUGUGGGACACUUCCGGACAAGAGGCCUACGAUCGUCUAAGGCCCAUCCAAUAUCCAGACACAGAUGUUGUUUUGAUUUGCUUUUCUGUAACAUGGCGAGUUUCUUUGGAAAACGUUCCCGUUAAGUGGUGGCCUGAAGUGAAACACUUUUGCCCAAAUGUGCCCAUUUUGCUAAUCGGUACCAAAAGUGACUUAAGGGACGAUAAAAAAGCACUGGAAAAGUUAGAGAAGAUGAAGAAAAGACCAGUAACAAGAGAAGACGCGGAAACUGUUGCCAAAAGUAUAGAAGCAAUAACUUAUCUUGAGUGUUCUGCAAAGACUAGAUCCAAUGUUCACGCUGUGUUUGCAGAAGCAGCUAAAGCUACGAUUAGUGAACAAAGGAAAAGGAAGAAACAUAAAUGUGUAUUAAUUUAAUUUUAAAAAUGACGAAUAUGUUUAGUGAUAUAAAAAAUAAAAGAAUGUGAAUUAUGGUUAGAUAAGUAAGUCACCAAAAAUUUUUGUUCAAAAGGAUAACCAUGUUUUUACUUAAAAAAAAUAGUGGUAGUAAAUAUUAAAGAUUGCCAUGUAUUAUUGGUUGCGUUUGGAAUUUUUUAGGCGAAGAGUUUCUCGUGAACUAACCUUUGUGUUAUAAUUUUUAGAAAAAACUGAAAAUUGCUUCGGCGACUACCGGGUGACUUUUAAUGAUUGUGUUUUUUUGUCAGGUUGGCAACAUAUUUAAAAUUUGAUGAUGAUAUGCGUGAUUAUCAAAAUGAAAUUUAGUCACCCAGUCAUUUUCUCAUGACGAUUGUAAGGCGCUCAGAAUUCAGAAUUGCCAACACCAUAAUUUGUUUCGCCCGGUACAAAUAACAAAAAAAACAAAAACGAAUUUGGUGGUUCUUUCACUGAAACACUGUCACCGAAGGUUUCACAUUUUCAGUAAGUUUUUUGUAAGCUAUUAAACCUAUGCAGUGGUAUUUUUGAAGUCAACAACUUAAAUUAAAAAUAAAAAAAUUAUCCAAGGUUAUUUCGACAGAACUUCC